AUGCUUUCAACUUAUUCAUUACAAGCGCCAUCAUUCAGCAAUCAUAACCAAUCAGAAUCAAAUAAAUCUAUACCAGAACUAAACCCAAUACAGAAUAUGGAUCUAUCUAAAAAAGAUUUUGAAGUUAAUCAAUUACAAGGUUCAUCACCCGUUAUUAAUAAUAUAAACAAUGAAUCGGAUGAUCCAAAUAAACAUUCAUAUUCGUGCAAAAGAUGCAGAAGAUUAAAGAAAAAAUGUACAAGAACUAUACCCGAAUGUCAAAAUUGCUUUAAAGCAAAUGAAACUUGUGAAUAUGUUCCUAGAGCUCCAAGAAGAAAAAAAGCUGAGAUUUUAAGAAGCUUAAAAGAACAACAAGAACAACAAGAACAUAGAGAAAAUAUACAGGCCCAAGCUCAAGUUCAGGCUCAAAGUUCUUCAUCUUCAACCCCAGUCUUAAGAACUCAAGAACCUUUAUCAAUCCCCAAGGUCAAUCCACUUCAAACAUCUCCACAGAACGUACCAAUAAUCUCACAUCAACAAGGAUAUUUAGAUCACAAUAAUUCAAGAUCUUAUAACAUGGGCUCAACUGAUCCUUUUUCAUAUAAAUCUACUUCCGCAUUGCCACCAUUAAGUUCAAUAACAACAAAUAUUUCAACUAAUGGUCAAGUACCUCAACAACAAUAUUCCCACUAUAAUAAUACCAAUACCACCAUCACAUCAACAGGAACAACAAAAUCACCACAAUUUACAUAUCAUAUAAGUCCUCCACACUCUAGACCUGGAUCUGAUGAAUUUCAAAUACAGUCUUUUAACAAAUCACCUAUAUUCCCACAAUCACAACAACAGAACUUACAACCUCAUAUUCAACCUCAAUUACAACUUCAACAACAAACUCAACCUCAAGGAUCAUCCAUGAUUCAAAAUAAAUUAUUAAAUUCAAUAUUAGGUAUAGAUAAUUCAAAUCAAUCUUCAUAUGUUUUACAAGAAUCAAUAACCCCCAAACCAAACAUUGAUCCAGUAUUUAUUAUAAACCUUGUUAAAGUGUUUUUCAAUGAACAUUUCCAUUCAUAUCCAUUCAUAAAUCGUUCUCAAAUUUUGGAAACUAUAAUGACUUUUGGAAUUGAUAAAAUUGAUACAUGGCCUAUACAAGAAUCUUUUGAAAUUUAUAUGAUUUUAUUCAUUUCUUAUUGUUCAUUAGAAAGAAUUGGUCAAAUUCAAACUGAUUUAGUUAUGAAGAAAUAUUUAAUUUCCAAAUCAAUUGAACAAUCUGGUAAUGUUAUUACAUUUGAUGAUAUUAAUAGCAUUAAAUAUUUGAUUUUAUUAGGAAUUUAUAGUUUAUAUGAUAACCAAGGGUUCACAUCUUGGCAUAUAGCUGGUAAUAUAACAAGAUUAGUUAUUAGUCUUGGAUUAAAUAGAAAUAGCGGAUAUAAGACAAGAAUAGCUGGUAAUAAUGAAGUUCAAAGAUCAGAAAAUGAAUUCAACAAUAGAAUUUUUUGGAGUGCUUAUAAUUUUGAUAGAUUGGUUUCAACUUCAAUGGGUCGUCCUUUUGGUAUUGAUGAUGAUGAUGUUAGUAUAUCUUUCCCAAGUAAAUUAGCCGAUGAGGAUAUUUAUGAUAUUGAAUUAAUUGCUGCAAUUAUAAGUUUAAGAAAAAUUGAAGGAAAAGUUUUAAAAAAUGUUCAUAGUGUUAAUUCAUCAUUAAAAAUUAAUAAUGAAUUUGAAAAAUUUGAUAUAUUGAAAAAUUUAAGAAUUGAAAUUGAAGAUUGGUAUAAUUUAACAAAUAAUUUAAGUGGUUUAUCAAAUAAUUCAUCAAAUAAUAAGAAUUCAAUUUAUAAUGUUUCUUGGUUCACAUCUCAUUAUUAUCAAUUAACAAUGAUGCUUUAUAGACCUUCAUUCCUAAUACCAAACCCAUCAAAAGAAACAUUACAAAUCUUGGGUAAAUCAUGUUUACAAGCUUUAGGUUAUAUCUAUAACUUACACACUAGUCGUUUAUUACAACCAAAUUGGGUAAAUGUGUACAGGUUUUUAACAACUUGUACCACAAUAAUUUAUUGUUUAUGUCAUUGGUGUAUUGAUUUAGUUGAAUCCAAAACAGAAAUUAAUCUAUGUAUUGAGAUUUUAGAUUUUUUUGCAGAAAGAUGGCCAGUUGCAGCAAGAUCUGUUCAAGUUUUCAAAAAUAUUAAUAAGGCUAUCUAUGAUCUUAAAGUUACACAUGAUUGGCAAUUAAAUGAUCCAAAUGAAUUAACUAAUAAAUUUUUUGAAGCUAGUGCAAAUUAUCAUGAUGUUUUGAAUAAUAAUAAUAUUGAUAUUUGGUUUGAUGAUCCUAUAAUUAAGAAUUCUGAACAUUAA
Molecule: messenger RNA, 2325 nt
Organism: Hansenula ciferrii
Lineage: Eukaryota; Fungi; Ascomycota; Saccharomycetes; Phaffomycetales; Wickerhamomycetaceae
Exons: 1
Coding region: 1-2325 (774 amino acids)
Biological process (GO): positive regulation of transcription by RNA polymerase II; DNA-templated transcription
Molecular function (GO): zinc ion binding; sequence-specific DNA binding; DNA-binding transcription factor activity, RNA polymerase II-specific
Source: RefSeq, a predicted model, not a curated record